Messenger RNA from Phyllostomus discolor (pale spear-nosed bat), 2283 nucleotides. RefSeq names its product G protein subunit beta 3 (gene GNB3). The transcript has 10 exons. The coding region runs from base 746 to 1768 and encodes 340 amino acids. Gene Ontology annotation, biological process: G protein-coupled receptor signaling pathway. Gene Ontology annotation, cellular component: heterotrimeric G-protein complex; cytoplasm. The record is from RefSeq and is a predicted model, not a curated record. Lineage: Eukaryota; Metazoa; Chordata; Mammalia; Chiroptera; Phyllostomidae. Gene Ontology annotation, molecular function: signaling receptor complex adaptor activity; protein binding.
AAGGAUUAUCCAGAUCAGUCCCGUCUAAUCUCAGCUCCCCACCUGCACCCUCCCUGCAGUCACUGGAACCCUCUUCCCUGCUCCACCCUGAGCUCAGGAAGACAGUUUGGACGUGGACAAUGGGUCGUGUCUCACCCUCACGUUCUGACUCGGCCUGGUUGCUAGGCAGGCCCUGACUGCCAAGAUCAUCACCAUUGGUGGGGGCCAGCAUCCAGGGGCACUGCUGGAGCUCUGGUGGCUACUGCUCCUUCCCAUCCUCCCAAACUCAGCCUUUAAUCCUCACAGCUUUGCUCUAAUCCUAUGGGGCCUGAUGCUCUUCUCUCUGCCUGCAGAGAGACCCAUCAGGGAAGCACCCCUUCUACCCCCCCUCCCUCCAGGGCUUGUUGUGGGGGGCUGCCCCUCUAUAGCCCAGCACUCCUGUUUCUACCCCUCCCCCUGGCUGGGCCCAAGUCUCUCUGGAAGCCACACACCUCUCUCCCUGUGCUCUUCCCCACCCCUGCCAGCUGAUUUCAUUUGCCUGACGUAGUCAUCAUCAUUGGCCCUACCCUUCCCUGUCAGUGCCACUGCCCCCCCCUCCCCAGAGUGGGGCCAGGCCAGGCCAGCUCCUCUGGCAGCAGAGCUGGGGCAGGUGACGGGCUGGCGUCGCUGCUGAGGGAGUAAGGAGGCGCUUGGGAACCGGAGCUGGAAACCUGGGAGAGGUCCAGUCAGAGCCCAAGAGCCGGAGCUACCCCUCAACCUGUCAGCCAUGGGGGAGAUGGAGCAGCUGCGGCAGGAAGCGGAACAGCUCAAGAAGCAGAUCGCAGAUGCCAGGAAAGCCUGUGCUGACACCACGAUGGCAGAGCUUGUGUCUGACCUAGAAGUCGUGGGACGAGUCCAGAUGCGGACCAGGCGGACGUUACGGGGACACCUGGCCAAGAUUUAUGCCAUGCACUGGGCCACUGAUUCCAAGCUGCUAGUGAGUGCCUCACAAGAUGGAAAACUGAUCGUGUGGGACACCUACACCACCAAUAAGGUACAUGCCAUCCCUCUGCGCUCCUCCUGGGUCAUGACCUGUGCCUAUGCCCCAUCGGGGAACUUCGUGGCGUGUGGGGGGCUGGACAACAUGUGCUCUAUCUACAGCCUCAAAUCCCGUGAGGGCAAUGUCAAGGUCAGCCGGGAACUCUCUGCUCACACAGGUUAUCUCUCCUGCUGCCGCUUUCUGGAUGACAACAACAUUGUGACCAGCUCAGGGGACACCACGUGUGCUCUGUGGGAUAUCGAGACCGGGCAGCAGAAGACUGUGUUUGUGGGACACACAGGGGACUGCAUGAGCCUGGCUGUGUCUCCCGACUACCAGCUCUUCGUUUCCGGGGCUUGUGAUGCCAGCGCCAAGCUGUGGGAUGUGCGGGAGGGGACCUGCCGGCAGACUUUCACCGGCCACGAGUCGGACAUCAACGCCAUCUGUUUCUUCCCCAAUGGAGAGGCCAUCUGCACAGGCUCAGACGACGCCUCCUGCCGUCUGUUUGACCUGCGGGCAGACCAGGAGCUGACCGUUUAUUCCCAUGAGAGCAUCAUCUGUGGCAUCACAUCUGUGGCUUUCUCCCUCAGUGGCCGCCUGCUCUUUGCAGGCUACGAUGACUUCAACUGCAAUGUCUGGGAUUCCAUGAAGGGCGAGCGUGUGGGCAUCCUCUCUGGCCAUGACAACAGGGUCAGCUGCCUGGGGGUCACAGCUGAUGGGAUGGCGGUGGCCACUGGCUCCUGGGACAGCUUCCUCAAAAUCUGGAACUGAGAAGGCUGGAGGGGGGAGGUAAAAGGCCAUGAAGACACUCAGCUGCCCCUUCUCCUGCCCACUUUCUCUAAGGUUCCUUUAAACUUCCUCUUCUAUACCCCAGCUGCCAUUCCCACAAAGCUUUCUCCUUUGAAGACAAUGGGGAACACAGGGAGUGUGCCUUUGGGGGGCCGCAUCAGGGACAGGCAGAGAACUGCCCCAUCUCCUCCCAUGGCCUCCCCUCGCCAUGGUCAUGACACUUUCACCCUUAGUGAGCAAGGAUGACUGACCCCUCCCCAGCCCUUGGCAGGUCCAGCAGGCUUCCAGUGUGGGACUCCAGGCCCUAGGAUUCCUCCCCCAGAGCUCCUCCCUUUGUCCAGACCUGUGUGGCACAGGGUGCUUAGCCCAUGACUAUGGCUCUGGCACCACCAAGGUCCUGGCCCCCUUUUCCUUCGUGCUUUCUCCUUUUUCUACCAUCUUUUUUUUCUCUCUGCAAAGCACCUGCAAUAAAGUACAGCACCCUGGUAUAUCUUUGA